Molecule: messenger RNA, 1344 nt
Organism: Bacidia gigantensis
Lineage: Eukaryota; Fungi; Ascomycota; Lecanoromycetes; Lecanorales; Ramalinaceae
Exons: 6
Coding region: 1-1344 (447 amino acids)
Biological process (GO): oxalate metabolic process
Source: RefSeq, a predicted model, not a curated record
AUGAAGCUGGCAGCUCUUUCCCUGCUGCUCUUGAUUGGCGCAGCUUUAGCCACACCUACGCCUGCAAGCGACCCGGCAGAGGAGAUAAAGCUCAAGCGAGCAACAAGUAAGCAUCUACGACCAAUACUCGAGAAACGACAGCAGUUCUCGCAAGGUCAACCUGUCGACGGUAAAGGCAAAGGAGCUCCCAUCUUGGGUGGCACAAACAAGCAGAUUGACCUACAGAAUCCUGAUGGUCUCGGCGCACAAUCAACAGACAAUGGAGUUGUCCCAAACCUGAAAUGGAGCUUUUCUGACUCCAAGACGAGAGUGUUCCCUGGAGGUUGGGUGCGUGAACAAGUCAUUACAGACUUACCUGCAAGUCACGACAUUGCUGCAGCCCAGCAACAUCUCAGUAAAGGCGCGGUCAGGCAGCUUCACUGGCACCGAGUGGUAAUAUUUUUUUCAUUUUUCAACGUGAGAAUGGAAGCUUACCAGAUGCAGGCAGAAUGGGGUUACGUGUACGCUGGUUCUGUCCGAAUUUCAGCAGUCGACGAAGACGGCAAGAAUCAAGUGGACGACCUGCAAGUGGGUGACAUCUGGUACUUUCCGAAGGGGGAGGCCCAUACAAUACAAGGUCUUGCCGAGGAAAGUGAGUAUCUUUUAGCGUUUGACGAUGGAAACUUUGAUGCAACAGGCACAACUUUCAACGUGGACGACUGGCUUGCGCACACACCGAUCGACAUCGUCGCAAAGAAUUUUGGUGUCUCUACAGACGUCUUCAAGGCCAUCCCGACCCCCGAUCCGUACAUCUUCAAAUCCAACGUCACCAACGGUACGAUAGAGAGCCCCAACGGCCAGCUCACCGGCAAUAGUUCCUAUGUCUACCACCUGUCCCAAGUUACAACUCCCCCAGCUCCAGGCGGCGGAGGAACGCUCGCCAAGGUUGACUCGAGAAACUUUCCAAUCGCUACCACGAUAGCCGCGGCGAUUGUGACGCUAGAGCCAAAGGGUUUGAGGGAGCUACAUUGGCAUCCUAAUGCCGAGGAAUGGCUUUAUUUCCACCAAGGCACUGCCCGUGCAACCAUUUUCCUUGGUGGCGCGAUCGCACGUACUUUCGACUUUUCAGCCGGCGAUACUGCGGUAUUCCCCGAUAACAGCGGCCAUUAUGUCGAAAACACGUCUGAAACGGAGAAAUUGAUUUGGAUUGAAUUGUAUAAGAGCGAGCGCGUGGCGGACGUGAGUCUAACGCAGUGGUUAGCGCUGACUCCACCGGACAUUGUGGCUGCAACGCUGAAGAUUCCGUUGAGUGUGGUCAAAAGUUUGAAGAAGGAGAAGCAGAGUUUGCUUGCUGCCCAGAAAUGA